AAAAAAGUGGAGACUCGAAUCGUUUGGUUCUGUUCUAGAUUCUUGAAUAUCAAGCUUUCCGAACUGGUAGAGAAAGUUCUAGAAUAUCAAAUUUUACCCGAGAAUGAGCAUUGUUCUUUUGACGUUGUAUUGUGGUUUUGUUGUAUGGUUACCGCGCUUGUCAGGUGUACAGAACUCGGAAGUUUCCAUACUUUUCCUAGCGCUAUCGCAAUGUCCGAGCUGACUUGGACGGCCCUUCGCGGGCACUCGGAGUGGAUAGAGAAUUGCUGCUUCUCUCCAGACGGUCGGCUGCUGGCGACGUCUUCGGGCGACGAGACGGUCCGACUGUGGGACCUGACGAAGCCAGGCUACCCGGCAGUCGCCGUGCUCUCCCACCCGGACUCCUACGCCGUGUGGAGCUGUGACUUCAGCAGAGACGGUGGUCUGUUGUGCACCUGUACCGACACGGGCGGGGUCCACGUCUGGAAGAUGCCGAAAAGAGAUAGAGAAGGGAACCUGAAGACGUCAGAAGGUCACCUUGUGAGGAGCUUCUGUAGCAAAGACGCACACGGAUUCCCCACGUCCCUGUACAGGUGUAGGUUCUCGCCUUGCUUUAACUACCUAGCAGCGUGUGGUGUGGAUAGAACCAUCAAGAUCUGGUGUUGGCGAGAAUAUGACGUGUUCCAAGCAACAUUGGUGGGCCAUAAGAACUCAGUGGAGGACCUCGCCUUCGCGCCUGACCCGGACUCUCAUCUCCCAAACUUCCAGAUCGCGUCUUGUUCUCGUGACAGGACCACACGACUCUGGACGGGUCGAGUUGGUGGCAACGACCUUCAGUGCAAGAUUCUUCAAGGCCAAGGUGGUCCCAAAUGGGCGCUCGCCGUCAGCUUCUCUCCGGACGGCAGUCUCCUAGCAACCUGCUGCUCUGACGGGACCGUGCAGAUCUGGUGCACCCGGACGCUAACGGAGCCUCGCGUUCUCACCGGACACACUUCCACCGUCUGGUCGGGCAGCUUCCUCCACACCGCCGCCGACAGGCUCGUCCUCGCCACCUGCUCCAGCGACAAGACCGUGCGGCUGUGGGACCCCGUCUCGGGCAAACAGCUCCUUCAGGCCGAGAGGGUGAUGAGCGGUGCCGCCGACCCUAACCUCGAGGAACUGUUCUGUUGUAGGCUGUCCCCAGACGGCAGGCUAUUGGCCUGCUGUGCAAACGACAAUAACGUCUAUCUUGCGAGCAUAGACGGAAAGUUUUAGAGUCUCGUAAGAAGAGCGUUUCAUGUAGUGUAGUUUUCAAUUUCCAGAAUAUGAAUUAAAGUUCUUUCAGUCGAGUGA
Messenger RNA from Branchiostoma floridae (Florida lancelet), 1311 nucleotides. RefSeq lists its product as uncharacterized. The transcript is spliced from 2 exons. The coding region runs from base 145 to 1233 and encodes 362 amino acids. Lineage: Eukaryota; Metazoa; Chordata; Leptocardii; Amphioxiformes; Branchiostomatidae. Gene Ontology annotation, molecular function: protein binding. The record is from RefSeq and is a predicted model, not a curated record.